Molecule: messenger RNA, 2553 nt
Organism: Meriones unguiculatus (Mongolian gerbil)
Lineage: Eukaryota; Metazoa; Chordata; Mammalia; Rodentia; Muridae
Product: vomeronasal type-2 receptor 116-like
Exons: 6
Coding region: 1-2553 (850 amino acids)
Biological process (GO): G protein-coupled receptor signaling pathway
Cellular component (GO): membrane
Molecular function (GO): G protein-coupled receptor activity
Source: RefSeq, a predicted model, not a curated record
AUGUUCACUUUGAUUUUAUUCUACUUGCUUCUGCAUAUUCCACUUCUCGUGGCCAGUUUCAUUCCUUCCAGCUGCUUUUGGAGAGUGAAGCAGAAUGAAGAAAAGGAUGGAGAUUUAAUGACAGUUUGUUCCUUUUACCUCAGGGCAGUACAUUCGUCUGUGGAGAAAGAGUAUUUCAGCAACAUCCUGAAUACACUAACACCAGGUGAAAACCAACGGUUUGCUCUAGCCUUGAGUUUUUCAACGGAUGAGGUCAACAGAAACCCUGAUCUUUUACCAAAUAAGUCUUUAGUAUUUAAUUUACCAGUUUGUACGGAUAUGCCACAAUUAUACAGUCUCAUUCCUUUUUCUGAACGAAAUAAUGAUAUUCUUCCUAAUUAUUCCUGUAACAAAGAAAUGAAAUGUAGAAUAUUGCUUACAGGACCGAAUUGGGCAGCAUCUGUGCUGUAUCAGACACUCAUAUGCCACUACACAGCUCAGCAGGUUCUUCAGCUUACUUAUGGGUCUUUCCAUCCUAUCCUGAAUGAUGCUGUACAAUUUCCCUUUCUGCAUCAAAUGGCCCAUGAGGAUUCAUCUCUUGUUCUGGCCAUGGUCUCCUUCUUACUUUACUUCAACUGGAACUGGGUUGGGCUGGCCAUCUCAGACAAUGAUCAAAGUAUCCAAUUCCUCUCAUAUUUGAGAACAGAGAUGGAAAAAAGUACAGUCUGCUUGGCCUUUGUGAACUUGAUCCCAGGCAACACACAGCUAUACAUGUCAAGAGCUGAAGUGUACUACAACCAAAUCAUGACAUCAUCUGCAAAUGUGGUUAUCAUUUAUGGUGACACAGACGGUACUCUAGCUGUGAGCUUCAGAAUGUGGGAAUCUCGAGGUAUACAGAGAAUAUGGGUCACCACCUCACAAUGGGAUGUCACUACAGGUAAGAGAGACUUCACACUUGACUCAUUCCAUGGGAAUCUUGCUUUUGCACACCACCAUGGGAAGAUUUCUGGUUUUAAAAAUUUUGUCCAGACAUUGAACCCUCUCAAAUACUCAGACAAAUAUCUGGCAAGGCUGGAGUGGAUGCACUUUAACUGUGAAGACUCAGCAGCUAACUGUAAGACACUGAAGAACUGCUCAUCCAAUGCCUCAUUGGAAUGGCUAAUGGAACAGACAUUUGACAUGGCCUUUAGUGAUAGCAGUUAUGACAUAUACAAUGCUGUGUAUGCCAUGGCCCAUGUCUUUCAUGAGAUGUUUCUUCAACAGGUAGAAAAUCAGCCAACUGACAAGGGGAAAGGACGUGAUUUUAGCUGCUUGAAGAUGCACUCCAUUCUGAGAAAGACCCACUUCACUAGUCCUAUUGGAGAUAAAGUGAAUAUGAACCAGAAGGAAAAACUACAGGAAGAGUGUGACAUCUUCCACAUUAGAAAUUUCCCACAUGGCCUUGGACUUAAGGUGAAGAUAGGAAAGUUUAGCCCAUAUUUCCCACAUGGUCAACAGCUGCAUUUAUCUGAAGACAUGAUAGAGUGGGCCACAGGAAGUAGACAGAUGCCGCCCUCUGUAUGCAGUGCUGAUUGCAGUCCUGGGUUCAGAAAAUUCUGGAAGGAGGGAAUGGCAGCCUGCUGUUUUGAUUGCAUCCCCUGCCCAGAAAAUGAAAUUUCUAAUGAGACAAAUAUGGAUCAGUGUGUGAAGUGUCCAGAAGACCAGUAUGCCAACACAGAGCAGACCCACUGCAUGCACAAAGCUGUGAUCUUUCUGAGCUAUAAAGACCCCUUGGGGGUGGCUCUGGCCUUAGUGACCUUGUGCUGCUCUGCAUUCACAGCUCUGGUUCUUGCAGUAUUUUUGAAACACAAUGACACUGCCAUCGUGAAGGCCAAUAACCGCACCCUGAGCUACAUCUUACUCAUGUCACUCAUGCUCUGUUUCCUCUGUUCCUUGCUCUUCAUUGGUCAUCCAAACUCAGUCACCUGUAUCCUGCAGCAAAUCACUUUUGGAGUUGUAUUCACUGUGGCUGUUUCCACUGUGUUAGCUAAAACAAUCACUGUGGUUCUGGCUUUCAAAGUCACAGCUCAUGGAAGAAGGAUGAGGUACUUUCUGGUUUCAGGGGCUCUUAACUGUAUCAUCCUCCUCUGUACCCUCAUCCAAAUUAUUCUCUGUUCAAUCUGGCUGGGAGUUUCUCCUCCCUAUGUUGAUAUUGAUGCACACUCUGAGCAUGGCCACAUCCUCAUUGUCUGCCACAAGGGUUCAGUUGUUGCAUUUUAUUGUGUCCUGGGAUACUUGGGCUGCCUGGCCCUGGGAAGCUUCACUGUGGCUUUCAUGGCCAGGAACCUGCCUGACACAUUCAAUGAAGCCAAGUACUUGACAUUCAGCAUGCUGUUGUUCUGCAGUGUCUGGAUCACUUUCCUCCCUGUUUACCAUAGCACCAAGGGCAAGAUCAUGGUAGCUGUGGAGAUUUUUUCUAUCUUGGCUUCCAGUGCAGGGAUGCUGGGAUGCAUCUUUGUUCCCAAGUUGUACAUAAUUUUGUUAAGACCAGACAGAAAUUCUAUUCAAAAGAUCAGGGAGAAAUCAUACUCCUAA